Rosa chinensis is the source of this 1239-nucleotide messenger RNA. RefSeq lists its product as uncharacterized. The coding region runs from base 1 to 1239 and encodes 412 amino acids. Gene Ontology annotation, molecular function: nucleic acid binding; RNA-DNA hybrid ribonuclease activity. The record is from RefSeq and is a predicted model, not a curated record. Lineage: Eukaryota; Viridiplantae; Streptophyta; Magnoliopsida; Rosales; Rosaceae. The transcript has 4 exons.
AUGGCCUUAAAGCUGGAUCUUGAAAAAGCAUAUGACUAUCUGGACUGGAAUUACGUCCAAAAAGUUCUGUCCAAAUUUGGUUUUAGCCCUCGUUGGAUUUCCCUAAUCAUGGAAUGCACAUCGUGUCCUACCAAGGUGACUAAAUCCAUUGACAGAGAAAUGAGGAACUUUUUUUGGGGAAAUGACUCGAGCAGCCCCCCUGUUGCUUGGAAUCAGGGAAUGAGAUGGAUAAUUGGUUCUGGUAAGGAUGUUAAGUUUUGGACCUUUAACUGGGUUUUUGACUUUCCUUUAUUUAAUCUUUUGGAUAAUGCUACUAAGGCUGCUGUUGAUUUAUAUGAAUCUGUUAGUGACUAUAUCACUUUUGGGAACUGGAAUGUUCAAAAAUUGGCUUCGAUUUUGGAUCAGCAUUGUUUGGAAGACUGCAACCAUCUUUUCCAUUCCUGUUCUUUUGCUAGUCAAAUCUGGAGUUUGGUGCCCAAGUUACUCUCUCCUUCAAGAUUUUCCAAUCUCUUGGACUGGAUUUUACAUUUGUUCGAUAAAGAGUCCUGUACCACUAUUGAGGAUUGUAUUUUGUUGUGCUGGCAAAUUUGGGGGGCAAGGAACAACUUCAUUUUCAACAAUUCUCUUGCUUCCCUAAAUAGCAUCACUCUUUCAGCUACCUCAGUUGGCUACAACUACAGAAGAAACAAUCAGCCUGCUUCAAAUACGGCUUCUUCAGCCAUUCCUAUUAUGUGGAAGCCUCCUCUUGUUAGUUUCUUUAAACUCAACUUUGAUGGUUCCGUUAAAGCUCACGACAGGGCUGCUGCGGGAUUCAUUAUCAGGGACUCUAAUGGUAGGCCUAUCCUGGCGGGUACCCGUAAGCUUGGUGUCACGUCAGUUCCGAUUGCGGAAGGUUCUGCUCUCAAAGAUGGCCUUCUCCAGGCGCUUCGUCAUAACAUCACAAAAAUUCAGGUGGAAGGUGACUCGCUUCUUAUUAUCAACUGCAUUAAUAAAGUUUGUGCCACUCCUUGGAGAAUCAGAUCCUUGAUCGCCGACAUUACCUGCCUUGUUGCGAAAUUUGAGGCUGCUUCAUUCUCUCAUGUGUUUCGUGAGGCCAAUUUCGUUGCAGAUCUUAUCACCUCAAUGGGUCAUGAUCUUUCCAAUCCCAAGAUUUGGAUCAAUUCCAUUCCGACUGUGGCCUCGACAGCGUUGCUUCUAGAUUCUGCUAGCCUUGGGUGUCCAAGGGGUUUCAUGUUGUAG